Messenger RNA from Rhipicephalus microplus (southern cattle tick), 1920 nucleotides. RefSeq lists its product as uncharacterized. Lineage: Eukaryota; Metazoa; Arthropoda; Arachnida; Ixodida; Ixodidae. The record is from RefSeq and is a predicted model, not a curated record. Gene Ontology annotation, molecular function: serine-type endopeptidase inhibitor activity.
AUGCCUUAUGCAAACGUGAUGCCUGAGGCCGAGCUGCACGACCCACAAGGCCUGCUGGUUGAACAUCACCAAACGGUGCGCAAAGCGUUUCAUCAAGCAGCUCUCAAGCUUCCGGUCAAACGAGCCAGUCUGACACGAAUGCAGGCUCGUCAACUACACGAGUGUCAUCAGGAGCAGGGAACAUCACUAAAUGGUCCGCAAGGCGUUCCAUCAAGCAGCUCUCAAGCUUCCGGUCAAACGAGCAAGUCUGACACGAAUGUGGGUUCGUCAACUCCAGCAGUGUCAGCAGGAGCAGAGCAAGCGGGUGGUAUGAAUAUAUUAGGCGGGCAGCAAAGCCGAACUACUUCUGGGGGAAGCAGCUCACUAACACCUAACCAUAUAAGUGGUUCUGGUACAUUGAUAGGUAAUGAGACUGUUUCAUCAGGUACUGGUGUGUCUGCAGGCACGAUAACUCAAGGGCAGCAGCAACAAAGAGGGUCUGAUCAACACAACUUGCAAAGUGGCACGGGAAGCAGUUCUCAAGUAAACACUGAAGUAGCUGGCUCUAAUAUGAGUGCAGUCCAGCAAUCUUCUUCAUCACAUUGGAACCACAUGACAGGUGUAGGGAUUUCAACCGGGUCCGGGCAUAGAAGGUCUGGAGUCUGCCAGGCUGCGGUGCACACGGCCUACUGCUUGUUCGAGGCGUAUGCUAUGUACGCCUACGACUCCUAUUCUGGAACUUGCUUCAUGAUAUACGACUGUUCGCUCUACGGAAAUAAGUUUCCUACCCUAGAGGCAUGCAAGCGAACGUGCAUACGAGGAGGAAGGCAACCGCAGCUUCAUGCACCUGACAUACAAAAAAUUCUUAACCUGACGCGGCCGUCCACUGAGAUGGUGCAGUCUUCCGUCAAAGGCACGCAAAUUUCACAACGACCGUCGGGCCCAGCUCAAGUACCAUCACUGCCUGGAGGCACACACAUAUCCGGCUCGCAAGGAAAGCUGAACACUUCAAUGCAACAGACAACCUCGGCGCAGUCAACGGUAAUUUCUUCUACAGGAACAUCAGUAGGCCAAACAGAAACCGGGUCCACGAGCCAGCAGGCUUCUGGUCAGGGCCAAAUUAGUGGUGGUCAAGUGGCUACGCAGUCAUCAGGUGGCGGAGGUGCUACAGUGACCCAAUCAGCCCAAGAAAAACAAGAAAGCGAUCAAGAGGUGGCGAUGGAUGAAAAAUGGUUCAAUGAAUUAGGUGAAUCAAGCACAUUGGAACAACAACAGAAGGUUCUGAAAAAGAUGAACCUGCGAUCCGUAAAAGUGACAAAACCCAAAUUAUCUCCAUACGAUAAGAAAUGCCGCUUCAUAGUACCAAAGGCCGUAACUAAAGGUUGUGCACGUCCAAGGUGGUACUACGAUGGCAAGACUCGGAGGUGUCAUCAGAUCUGCAGCAAAAAGGCACCAUUUUCCAACAAAAUAGCCUGCGAUGGAGUGUGCCGAUCUUUGGAGGCUUGUGAUUUCCCAAUGGCAAGCCUAUUUUGCUUCUUCCGUCCGGCGCACGAAGUGUAUAUUUACAAUCAGUACUCGAAGCGAUGUUUCAAGAGUUAUGAUUGCUCUACCUUUGGAAACAAAUUCCCUACCUUAAAAGAGUGUGAAACUACUUGCCAGCUGUAUGAGCUGCAACAACGAGUGAAUGCUUCGUCGAAAAACACGACUGAAGUUACAAUCAAUGGAAAUACAAGCACAUCUAUUACGAUUCCGCAGCAAUCAGCGUCGCAAUCAAGCAACUUGACCGAAAAAGGUUCCUCGAGUUCUCAAUCAGCCACAGAACUGCCUAAGCCAGCGCUAGGGACCUCAGGCGGUAAUGGUGAUAUACCAGCACAGGUUCCCACCACCAAUGUAAAUCAGAAUAUUGCAUCGGUUUCUAGUGGCACCCCUGCACAAGGAUAA